This is a messenger RNA of Rhipicephalus sanguineus (brown dog tick), 1599 nucleotides long. RefSeq lists its product as uncharacterized. Lineage: Eukaryota; Metazoa; Arthropoda; Arachnida; Ixodida; Ixodidae. The record is from RefSeq and is a predicted model, not a curated record. The transcript is spliced from 10 exons. Bases 145 to 1542 code for a protein of 465 amino acids.
GCGCCUUGGAGUGAGCGACGCGACGCCGGCGUUGUCACCGACGACGACGACGACACGACCGCGUGCCGUGUCCCCACCACGCGACGAGUCCCUUGUUUUUUUUCUGUGAGCGUGUGGACGCGAGACUGUAGACCACUCGCUGUCAUGGGAGCCGACAAGACGCUUCUGCUGCUCUUCUUGGCGACGACGGCGACCUUCGUCUCGUGCGCCGACGAGAAAACCACCAAGGGUCCCCUAGACUGCCCGGAGCCGCUGUGUGCUAACAAGGACUGCAAGACCAAGGUGGGCGCUGACGGCUGCCUGGUGUGCGACUGUAACGGCGACUGCCCACUCCUGGUGUGCGGGCCCGGAUGCCACGAGGAAAAGAACACAACGGCCAAGUGCCCUGAGUGUGUUUGCGAUGGUGACCCGAGGUCAGGGCCUGCGCAAAAGCGCCAGUGCCCCGAGCUGACGUGCCCGCCCGAGUGCGAGAAGGAGACGGUGACGCCCACUCACCGAUGCCCGUGGUGCCUGUGCCCCGUUAUCACCGCCAAGCAGACCCUGGUGAAAUACGGCGAGCGACACUGUCCCCGCGCACUGCUCAACAUGGUGUUCAGGCAGGCCGACCCUCUCGCCAGGCACGUUCUUCACUUCCAAGAACAAGUCCGCCACCAGGACGGCGUCGUCCAGCAUCUCCUCGCAACCAGCGGGAAGCCCGCGGAGCCCAACGUCCCCAAACCAGAGUGCGUCACUCCCAAGUGCGACGGGAAGGGCUGCAAGCUCGUGCCAGGAGACCACGGGUGCCCCAGCUGCGUCUGCCCAGAGGCUGGACAGAAGAAAAAGGGCGGCAAAGCGAAGGCUUCCAAGGUGCGCGCCAUCAGCAAGAGGAACAGCACCAGCAGCAAGAAGAGCUCAGAAGAAAGCGACGAGUCUAACAGCCGAGAGAGCCACGAGAACCGAACUUCCCGAAGCAGGAGGGAGCACAACAGGGCCGGUCACAACGGACACAAGAACGGUCACAAGCAUGCCAACCACACGGCGACCCACGUGAACGGCACGGAGCCAAGACAAGGACCUCCUGUUCACACGGCCGUCCAGUGCGUGGUUCCGGUGUGCGAGCCGUACUGCAAGUACCGUCAGGGUGAGCACGGUUGCCUGAUCUGUGAAUGCCCGGACGUGUGCCCCGACAUGGUCUGCGGAGCGGGCUGCCAGCCGUACUUCACCGACGCCAGCAAGUGCCAGCGGUGCCUCUGCGCACCUCACACACGCCGGGAGCAGCUUGCCGAGGUGUUCGCGUCGUUCUGUUCGGAGCACACGCUGCACCGGAUGGUGGCCGACUUCGACGACUUCCGGGACACCCUGCAGCGACUGCAGCACCGAAGCCUCGAGCUGCAAGAACUGCUCAGCCGCGUCGAGCACGCCCGAGGCAUUCACGGACCAGUACCGGAGGAAGUCAGGGCGAGCUUCGGAAGGCAUCCCCACAAUCAUCACCAACCCCUUCACCAUCAAGCCGGUCAUCACCACAAGCACCAUCCCAAGCACGACGAAAGACCACAUAAUUGAGCGUUUCCAUUUUUCCCACCCUGUUCUACGCUUAUAGUGACGCUAUCAAUAAAGGUC